This is a messenger RNA of Notechis scutatus (mainland tiger snake), 2387 nucleotides long. The record is from RefSeq and is a predicted model, not a curated record. Lineage: Eukaryota; Metazoa; Chordata; Lepidosauria; Squamata; Elapidae.
AAAAAAAAAAACCCUCCUGCUUUGAAAUGAAAGAAGGCAGGAAGCGAACUGAAGCGUGAAAGCUUUGGUGGCUUCAGCUCCCACUAAUUAAAUUUUACAGAGGGAAAUAACUUUAAUUUUUUAAAAAUCAUUGAUCGUACCAUCUCCAUUUCAUUUUCUUCCGACUACAUUCACACCUCUUCCCCUAUAAUGCUCCGAAUAUCUGUUGUAAAUGGACUAUAUUCCGUUAUUUCAAUCUGCUAUUGGUUGAUAAAGAAAAAAAUAUAUGUGGUACCAGAAUUAUGGAAAUACCUAUAAAUAAUUGGCGACAAGCAACCUAGGAUGGUCUGUAUUAGGGGCCGGGACACAUUUCUUUUAAAAAUGAUGUGUAGACUCCAACAUGUAGGCUGGGGAAUUCUGGGAGUUGAACUCCAUACAACUUUAGUUGCCAAGUUUGAAACACAGUGAGACUAUACUUUUCACAAGUUGUGCAAAACUCCCAAAACCCUUGAACUUGAUUGUCAGGACAGUGUCAGGAACUCGGCUGUCAUCUCCAGUUUUUGUGCUCUUGCACUGCAGCAAUGCCAGAAGGCCCCUCUGUAAAGAAGUUCCAGCUUCUGUGUUCUCCCUACGUAGGGAAGAUGGUAUCCAAGGUGGGAGGAAGCACUAGACAGAUUAAUCCAGGUGAUUUGAAAACACUGACACUGUGGGAUAUCCAAGUCCAUGGGAAGAACUUAUUUUUGGCUUUUGGCACCAAAGAAAAAAUAAUGCCCAGCCAUGAUAGCGUAUCCUCAGAUUUGUCUGAACAAAAACUGGAAAUGCCUGGGAGCAGUUCCUUUCUCCAGGGCCAGAAAGAAAACGAAGUUGAAAUGUACAAUCCUGAAUGCUGUCAACAAGAAGAGUCAACAAGCCGGUUGGCAUCUGAUAUGGAUAUUAAUAAUGGGCAGAGUUGGAAAUGGCUCCGCUUCCACUUUGGUCUGUAUGGAAGCAUGCGAGCCAAUGAGUUUGCAAGGGCGAAUAAAGCAAACAAAAGAGGUGACUGGAGAGAUCCAAUUCCCAGGCUGGUUCUCCAUUUUGAUGCUGGGAGCUUUCUGGUAUUUUAUAAUUGCCGCAUUCAGCAAUGCUCUUCUCCUAGCACUGAUCCAGCAACUGAUAUUCUGAGCCUGGAGUUUGAUCGAGAGCGGGCUUUGGAGGUCCUUGCAAAAGAUACUCCUGUGUGCUACAUUCUCCUAAACCAAAGUUAUUUCUCAGGAAUAGGAAAUAUCAUUAAAAAUGAGAGCCUGUAUUUAGCAAGGAUCCAUCCACUGUCCCUUGGCUCCUCUUUGGAAUCCACAGAUCUCAAAUCUUUGCUUGAUCAUGUUGUCCAGUUCAGCCUGGCAUGGCUCCACAACAAGCUGGGAAGACAAAGAUUGCAGCUACAGAUUUACAUGAAAGAUAAAUGCCCCAAAGGGCAUGAGGUGAAGAAGGCAACAUUUGGACCACCAGAUGGAUUGAAAAGACUUACGUGGUGGUGUCCACAAUGCCAGCCUCGAGUGCCACCUGAAGAGAUGGAUAUGCCUCUUGAACAAGGCACCUGAUUUGUACUAUCUCUUUGGUUAUAUGAUUUCAAGAGAUGAUGUGGAAAUCAGAGAACAAGUUUCAACAAUAAGUUCAUGAACAAGAUUCAAAAGAGAACGUGCAAGCCCAGGUGUCCCUUGAAGGGAUUUAAGAUUUACAAUUUCAUACCAUGGGGAUUGAGCCAUCACUUUCCACAGUCCAAGUAGCCACUUAUGUAGUACCUGUAGAUUUGCGGUUAAUGAAAAUGAUUCAAGAUCUGCAAAUGCAGCAUGCAAGAUGAAGCUUGUUACCAAUGAUGAAAGCUAUUUGGAGGAAGGGGGAAUGGUUCCCGUCCACCUAUAAUGACAGGAAUGCUCUCUCUGUUUGGAGCAUGCUUGUCUUGGAUUUACAGUCAAACAUUUUUUUCAGAUUCUCAUUCCAAUAUUUUAUUAUAGGAGUGACUCAUAUCAAAAUAAUUCUUUAUAAUCACCACUGUAAUUACAUAAUAUUUUGAAUCAUAUUUAAUUUUCUGAGGUGUAGGAUUAAGGAUAAAAAUAUGCAAAUUAAUUUUGAUUUGUAAAUUAGGAAUUAAUUUAUGGUUGACCUGAAAUAUUGGUAAGCCUUUAAAACAAAGGCAUAGGAGUUGGCUGUGAGGAAUAAGAAGGUGCAACCAUAUUCUAGAAAUUGAAUGUGUUUUACGUUAAGAUUAAAAAACCCACAUAUUUGAAGUUACAAAUAGGACAGAGAUGAUAUUUUGAAAGUUCCACUUUCUCAGUUAAUUUAUAACUUGAUAUAGUUGGGAGAAGAGGCUUAGAAUUUUGUUUAUUUGAAAGCUCUCUUGUACAUUGAAGCUCCUCAAUUUCAUUAAAAUA